CCAUAAGUAUAUUAUUCCUGAAAAUAUGAAACGGAAAGGGAAAAGAUGAAAAGAAGCGUCGGCGAAGCUCCGACAGUCGAACAAUCGCUCUCUCAGCUUCCGAUUCUUCCAACUCGCUCGGAAUCGGUCCCGACUCACCACCGAUUCCUCUCCAACUCUGACUAUCUUCCUCCAAUCCCCUGCUUUUAAUCCCUCCUCUUCAUCUCAUCCGCGUUCGCACGGCCUCCUCUCUUAUGCUAGAUCUCUUGAUCUCUCAUUCCAGAUUCAUUCUCAGCCGUCAGAUUCUGCAAAACCCCAAGAAUUCUUUGCCGAUCUAGGGUUUUAAAAUUCGGAUCCGAUCCAUGGCGUCGAUCCGGCGGACUCAAUCCCCCGCCUACCAUGACCGACCCUACAUCAACGGUUUAGAUCCGUUCUCGAUCUCGGGAUCGUCGUCUCCGUUGUCCCACAAGAUCCUGUCUUCUCCGCAGUCGAAUUCGCCGCGUCUUGCUCUGAUCGUCGUCGGAUUCCGCCGCUUCCUGACGGGGAAGCGGUCAUUCCACCGGUUCUUGCUCUGCUUCAUGCUCGGGUUCUUGCUUGGCUUCGCCCCCUUCUCGGACGUUCGCGACGAUGUUGCCGAUCUCCACCACAGCCGAGACGAGUACACGUUCGAGGUCCGGCCGCCUCACCACCGGGCGAUCGAGGCCGUACGUCCGGAUCGGAUCAUAUCGGUAGAGCUGGAGACGAGGCGAGAGACGGACGAGGAGUUUGAGCAGCGGACUCCGUUGAUUGUUGUGACCCCGACAUACAAUCGUGCGCUGCAGGCUUAUUAUCUGAAUAGAUUGGGGCAGACGCUGCGGCUGGUGCCACCUCCUCUUCUGUGGAUUGUGGUGGAGAUGAAUUCCGCAUCACCGGAGACUGCUGAGAUACUGAGGGGGACAGGUGUCGUGUAUCGGCACCUCGUGUCUAAGAAGAAUUUCACGGAUGUGAAGGAUAGAGGGAUCCACCAGAGGAAUGCUGCCCUCGAGCAUAUUGAAUUGCAUCAUCUUGAUGGGGUUGUCUACUUCGCCGAUGAUGACAACAUCUAUUCUUUGGAGCUCUUCGAACAAAUGCGAGAUAUCAGACGCUUCGGUACAUGGCCUGUCGCCAUGCUGGCUCAAAGCAAAAACAAGGCAGUGCUAGAAGGCCCGGUAUGCAACGGAAGUCAGGUAAUUGGGUGGCACACCAAUGAAAAGAGUAAGAGGCUUCGAAGAUUUCAUGUCGACAUGUCAGGCUUUGCAUUCAACAGCACCAUUCUCUGGGACCCCAAGAGGUGGCACCGGUUGAGUCCACUUCGGAUUAGGCAGCUGGACACAGUGAAGGAGGGGUUUCAAGAGACCACAUUUAUGGAGCAGGUAGUUGAAGAUGAAAGCCAAAUGGAAGCUGUACCUCAUGGCUGUUCAAAGGUCAUGAAUUGGCACCUCCAUUUGGAAGUUCGCGUUCUCGCUUAUCCAAGGGGAUGGCUACUUCCGAAGAACCUUGAUGUUGUUAUUCCUCUCAAGCGAUAGUGGGUCCCACUGCAUCAUAUACUCACUAAUGCAAGCUCUUUGAUGAGAUCAUACAAUUGUGGGCUUUUGCAUCCUGCAAUGGGUGAUCAGCAGCGGCAGCAUUUCCUUCACUAGCAACAAGCGAGGGAGGACUGUAUCUUUUUGAACUCGUCUGAUAUUCUUUUGCGGGAGAUGAACGUUCAUCAGAGCUGUGUAGAAGGAUUUUGAUUGUGUUUGUGCAGGGGGAGGGAGGCUCAACUGGCCUCCAGGUUUCUCUUCCAAAGCAUGCCAAAUGGCGUCCCAGUUGUCGGCUUAACUUCACCGCCCACUAUAACGUUGGUGGGGGGGACCACGUCAUGUAAGAAGCUGUUGCUUUCUCAGCAUCAAUUUUCCUCGUGUUGUAUGACUUGGUGUGAAUCAUGUCGUUUGGCAUGGAUUCAUUGUACAUUUCCCUAGUCAUUGGCUCUUUCUUUU
This is a messenger RNA of Magnolia sinica, 1976 nucleotides long. Its product is annotated as probable beta-1,4-xylosyltransferase IRX9H. Gene Ontology annotation, molecular function: xylosyltransferase activity; galactosylgalactosylxylosylprotein 3-beta-glucuronosyltransferase activity. Lineage: Eukaryota; Viridiplantae; Streptophyta; Magnoliopsida; Magnoliales; Magnoliaceae. The coding region runs from base 342 to 1523 and encodes 393 amino acids. The transcript has 4 exons. Gene Ontology annotation, cellular component: Golgi membrane. Gene Ontology annotation, biological process: glucuronoxylan biosynthetic process; plant-type secondary cell wall biogenesis. The record is from RefSeq and is a predicted model, not a curated record.